This is a messenger RNA of Oncorhynchus kisutch (coho salmon), 1453 nucleotides long. Its product is annotated as protein prune homolog 2-like. Gene Ontology annotation, biological process: apoptotic process. Gene Ontology annotation, cellular component: cytoplasm. The record is from RefSeq and is a predicted model, not a curated record. Lineage: Eukaryota; Metazoa; Chordata; Actinopteri; Salmoniformes; Salmonidae. Bases 204 to 1172 code for a protein of 322 amino acids. The transcript has 11 exons.
GAGCUGUAGAAGCAGGUGAUUGGCCUUAUUUGGAGCUAGCCAGGGUCAUGUGACCACAAAAUGGUGGAAGCUGUUAGCUUUUUCUAAGCUGAGCAUCUCUACCAAGAGCCUGGGAGGAAGAGAGAAAAAGUGUGAGAUACAGCUGAAAUACAUCCAUGCUCUAAGACAGAGAAGGACAGAGAUUCCUGUGCCCCAGUAGUGGGAUGGACCUGGCAUCUCACAGUAAGACGACCUCCGAGGGGGCCGAGGGCAGACCAGCCCCUCCCAAUUCACUGCCCCUGCAGGGUGCUCCAGGUGGCCCGUCCCAGAGGAAGAAGCUCUCCGCCCCAUGUAUCAGCCUCUCAUUGGACCAGAGCGAGGACGACGCCCUAGAGACGCCCGACGACCUUGACAUUAACGUGGACGACCUGGACACGCCCGAUGAUGCAGACUAUCUGGACUACACCGACAAUGAGCUGGACUGGGAGGAACCCCCAACAGGGGAGAAGGAGACGUGUGAGCCGAUUCCCACAUGUAGCACGGAGGAGGAGCGUCAGGAUGGGAAUCUGUGUAGGGCAGUGGUCAUCGGAGAGCAGGAACACCGCAUUAACAUGAAGAUCAUUGAGCCCUACCAGAGAGUUAUCUCCCAUGGAGGGUACUAUGGAAAUGGAGUGAACGCCAUCAUAGUGUUUGCGGCGUGUUUCCUCCCUGACAGCGACAGUGAGGACUACCAUGAAAUCAUGGAGCAUCUCUUCCUGUAUGUGAUCAGCACGUUGGAGCUGAUGGUGGCAGAAGACUAUAUGAUCAUCUACUUGAACGGAGCCACGCCCCACAGGAGGAUGCCUGGACUGGGCUGGCUCAAGAAGUGUUACCAGAUGAUUGACAGGAGGCUCAGGAAGAAUUUGAAAUCCUUCAUCAUCGUCCACCCGUCCUGGUUUAUACGGACCAUACUAGCCCUCACUCGGCCCUUCAUCAGCACCAAGUUCAGCAAUAAGAUCAAGUAUGUGAACAGCCUGGCUGAGCUGCAGGAACUCAUCCCCAUGGAACACGUCCACAUCCCAGAGUGCAUCAUUAGUCUUGACGAGGAGCUGAAGGAAGCGGCGGUGAGCUCAACAGUGAGCAGUUUCCUCCAGGGACCCGAGCCGACGCCGGGGAGACCUGAAGCCGAUAAAACCAACGCGAACAACUCCUAGACAAAGUGGCAUUCAACAACGGUGGAAAUGAAUGCUCGUCUCGAAUUGGAAUGUCACGUUGUUUGAAAACUCAUGAUUGUCUUGUGUGCUGGAUGCAGUAAAAACAGAUGUACUGUAAGGUAUAUUCCUGUGUGUUUGUGCGACGUGGAGUCGACUAUGAAGACUCGCCAUAUUCCCUGUUAGCACUCAGACGUAGAUCCUAUGAAGACCACUGUAAAAUCCAUCUACAACACCUCUGACAGACCAGAGAUGAGCAUGUGGGGUUUCUUAAUGCUGGUCUU